Molecule: messenger RNA, 723 nt
Organism: Chara braunii
Lineage: Eukaryota; Viridiplantae; Streptophyta; Charophyceae; Charales; Characeae
Source: the annotation of a GenBank genome assembly
AUGAAGAAGGGGAAGAUCUCAGAGGUCGAGCGUUGUACUAUGUUCAUCGGACACUUGUCCAAAGGUAGGCAAAAGAGUAUACUUAGAGAUCUUCCGCGCGACAGGCUUGAUUUUCCAGAAGUCCUAAAGCUCGCGAUAAAGGCAGAGGCAGACGAUUACAAGGACUUGGUGUGGAGAGGGAUGAGGAGACGUGACUUCUCUCUYUACAAGGAGUAUGCCACUGAUAUAUGUCAUGAUUUCAAGGAUUAUCCCUGGUCGGAGAAAAAUGAGGCCGUGGCUGAGGACGUGAAGGAGAUACGGGACAUGGUGAAGGGAUUAACGAGGCAGGUUACAGAGAUUGUGACCGCCACAGGAGCCACGGCCUAUCGGGGCAAACCUGGAGGGCCCUAUUCACUUCGCUGGGACCGUAGGAACAACGAUCCAUGGAGGAGUGUCGAGGAUAGAAAUCCUCGGACGCUGACUGAUUAUCGUACGAGGGGAAGAGAGAGAUACGAUGAAUCAUGGCGACGUAAGGACGAUGAGAUAGACCGAGACCGCAGAGAACGCGAGCUGUUUGUGCGAGCAAGGAGGCUAGAUAAUUACCAGCGAAGCCCCCGCUAUGAGGUCGAUCGGGGUAGAGGCGACUCCCGCGGUCGAUGAGAGACAGAACAGGGCCGACGAGAUGGAUAUAGGGACGACAGAUACGAGAGAUCGGACCGAGAUGGAUAAAGGGACGACAGAUAC